Messenger RNA from Onychostoma macrolepis, 7405 nucleotides. RefSeq names its product SPG11 vesicle trafficking associated, spatacsin (gene spg11). Gene Ontology annotation, cellular component: cytoplasm; dendrite; axon. The record is from RefSeq and is a predicted model, not a curated record. Gene Ontology annotation, biological process: axon extension; axo-dendritic transport; synaptic vesicle transport. The transcript is spliced from 41 exons. Bases 147 to 7241 code for a protein of 2364 amino acids. NCBI's taxonomy places the organism in Eukaryota, Metazoa, Chordata, Actinopteri, Cypriniformes, Cyprinidae.
UCGCUUUGACCAUGUGACUGACGAUCAUGUGAGAAUCAGCUGUGGUUUGUUUAGAUCAUGGAGGCUCAUGGUUUUACAUCAGAACAAACGCUUUAGCUUCGUCCCUGAGGAUUUCUCUUGAACCUCGCGGAGUGCUCCGGCUGGCGAUGCUGAGGGCGCGGAGCAGCGGUGAGUGUGGCGCGCUGGAGGUGGACCUGCUGGCGGAGCGCGAUGUCUGCGGAGCGCUGGAGGACGCGGCGGCGGCGGUGAAGCUCAGUAAAGGCCCGUCGGUGCUGUGCUGUGUGAAUGCAGCCGGUGCAGCGAGAGUGAGGAGCAUCUCUGACAGCAGAGCAACGCUGCACACACUCCAGCACACCUGCACCGAUGUUCUGUGGGAGGAUCAGUGGGAGAGCAGCGGUCGGGACGUGAAGCUGAAGCUGCUGCUGCUGGACUCUCGGUGUGCGCUGAGGCUGUAUGAGCUGGAUCCUCAGGAUCAGCCGCUUCUGCUGUGUGAGAGAUCGUCUGAUUCGCUGCUGCAGUGCGUUCGACACAAACACCCCGACGUGGCGGAGCUGCUGUCGCUGAGGCUGCUGUGGUUCGCUGACGGCCGCUGUGUGCUGCUGCUGAACACACGUCUGCUGCUGCAGCUCCGCUGGACGGAGGACACGGCGCAGCUGGAGACACUGUCCUGCGUCCGGCUCGCUGCACCCCUCCAGACCGAGGACGCCUGCGCCGACUGCCGGCUCUGUCGGGGAACGCUCUUCAUUCUGCUCAGGACUGGACUCGCAUAUGUGUUUGACAGCACUGAUGGGAAACUCUUGGCCUCGGUGGAUUUUCCCUCAUACUGCAGUCUAGCAGACGUUUCUCCGCCCGUCACGUCCUUCUGUCUCUUCCAGAUCUCACAGGAUCUCAGUACAGCUGUGAGCGUCACCCGGCAAAACCAAGCCCUCGCCGUCGACCUCAACCACUACUUCAGGAAGUAUCCAGAUCACCUUCAUUGUUGUUCAGCCCCUAAUCGGCCGUUUCUCAGGCCCACUGAAUCAUGGGAUCAGGACAGUCUCGCGAGCUCCGUCCACAGCCUGUCGGUCCUGGAUAAGCCUUUCCAAACAGACAGGUCGUGGGAGGCGCGUCUGUCUUCGCUGUAUAGUCGAUCUAAAGCUCUGGACCGCCCAGCUCAUGGGUUACCCUGGUACAGAGAUUUCCCUCAUGUGGAGUGCCGUCGGGCGUCUGCCACCGCCACACUCUCGCAGCCCUCCGUGAAGCCAGGGGGCGCUGUGACGUGCUUUGAUGUGCCGGACGGAGCAACCGCAACAGGGCUGAACGUCUCUGAGUUCUCUGCGCUCGUUACCUUCGUUUGUCCUGGAAACACAAACACGGUUCUGGCUUACUGGGACCUGGAGGGUCAAAGCGUGAUGUAUCAUCGCACAGACGCUCCCGCCAUCCCCGUCCAGAGAUCAGCUGAGGAGCACCUGUGCCUGUUACUGAAGCCGUCGGGUCUGUCCGUGGUUUUGUUCUGCGUGACGCAGGACGAGCUGUUGAACCGGCUGAUGGUUUUUGGCACGGCCGGUACAGUCGACUCGCUCUGCCAUCUGAACGCCUGGGGACGCUGUUCAAUACCCAUACAUGCCCUACAGGCUGGCCUGAAGAACCACCAGCUGGAUACGGUUGAUUUCUUUCUGAAGAGUAAGGAGAACAUCCUGAGCCCCGCGUCUGGGUUUGUUCUGUCCGAUCAGACGCCAGCCGUCUCGACCCAAAGCCAUCUGAGGAAUGUGCAGGCUCUGUGUCCGGCUCUGGAUCUGCUGCGUUCUGCAAUACACGACACACACACCGAAGCUCAGAGUCAGCAGUUCUGUGAUCAGCUGCUGAGCAUCACGCUAACCUUCCUCAACAUGCAAACCAAAGUCCUCCUCACCAGCACACACGAGCUGGACGUGAACCUGCAGGAGUGUGUGCAGAUUUUAGACGGCUACAUCUCUGACCUACGCCGAUACAUGAAGAAGUUCCCCUGGCCUGAUGGAGGCGAUGCUCGGGCCUCCGUGAGUCCGAACGCUCCUGCGUCCAUCGCUGACACAGACCAGGAGUGGCAGUCGCUGUCUGAUGAGGAAGUUGUUCAGCACGCUAUAUUGAGCAGACGGAUCCCACAUGUGCAGGCUGUCCUGCGCAGACGCGGCUGUGUUGAAUGCAGUCUGGAGGACAUCAGGAAGACGGGACUGAGACACACCUUCACCUGUCUCACUCACAGAGACCUGCAGCAGGCCAAAACACUGCUGACUAACAUGGGCUUCAAUGUGAAGGACCAGCUCCACAGCAUCUGCGUUUUCACUGCCGAUCGGAAUCUGAGGGCCUUCAUGGUGGAGGAGCUGCAGAAGCAGAAUUACCUCUCGUGUGAAGAGCUACAGCAGGUGGAGUUUAUUCAGACCAUUGAGAACUUGUGCUCCACACCUGCGACGAGAUGCUCCACCCGUCUGGACACCAGCAGGGUUCUUCAGAUGAGCCGGUCUGAUCCCGAGAGCAGGCGGCUGCUGCAGGAGAUCACGCAGGAACCGGACUCGUCCUCCUGCAGGUCUCUGCUGGAUCCUGUGCGUCUGGACUGGGUCAGAUACUGGGACAGAGACACGCAGAGCUCCAUCCUUCUGUCCCGACUGCAGCCGGCUGCUCAGGGUUCGUGGGACGCUGCUGUUCUGUGGUCGUAUCUCACCUCUCUUCACGAUGCUGUCCGAGCCUCUGCGUGGGUUUGCAGCUCGACCGCAGCCGACGCCCCCCGCUGGCCUGCGCUCGCGCCGCACGUCAUCAACCACAGCAGCCACUGCGGACGCUACCUGCGCCAUCAGAUCCUGGACCUGCUCGCCAGACAGGGCCUGUUUGUGCAGUCGGAGAUGGAGGACUUCGAGCAGUUGCUAUGGCGACUGGGUCAAGCCGGAGGAGUGAUGCAUCAUGGGAAGGAUCCUCCCGUGCCGCAGGGGCAGGAGUUUCACCAGCGCUUCAUCCUGCACUGUCUGGAGAACAGCCUGCAGUACCUGCUCUACUGCUACCUGGAGCACUACAGGUUAACUCCCGGGAAUUGCCCAGUUCUGACCGACAGGAACCUGUUUGAGAGUUUCCCCUGGUUUGAGAUGAUGCUGAAAUUACAGAAAAUCACCAGAGACCUUAAAGAGCCGGAGCGGGUGUUUGGGGCCAGUCUGACGGCGGCACAGGUUCUUCUGCCCGGGAGUCAGGCCAGCAUCAGCAGCAUGUUACUGGAGGGUCACAGUCUGCUCGCCCUGUCCACCAUCAUGUUCAGACCAGGCGGCAUCGACCAGGCCGUGCGCGAGGGCGAGCGCGGUCAGGACCCGCUGAGCAGAGUCGACCCGCAGCUGCUGCGAAUGGCUCUGAGCGCGUAUCCCAAACUCAGAACGGCCCUGUUCCCUCAGAGCGGCCCGCGCUGCGAUGUUUCCCUCUACCACCUCAUGCAGUCUUUGCAUCCGCUGGAUCCCUGCAAACUGUUCGGAUGGCAGUCGGCCAACGCCACGGGCGGCAGCGAAGCGUCCAGCGAGCCGCCGCACUUCUCCAGCUCUCAGCUCGUCAGGAAGUUCGCCGUCGUUGAGAAUCUGGACUUCCUGUAUUACCUGAGUCACGGCCGGCCGGCGUUCGCAUUCGGGGGUUUUCUCACGCAGCAUCUCCUCAGCUGCAGUAACGUGAAGCUUCAGGUGUCUCUGGCUGCGGAUCAGGCGUACUCGUUAGGCCUGCUGAACUUCAGCAGCGCGUGUGUGUCCGCGGCGUGUGUGUGUUUCUGUGAGCUGCUGGGUGUGUGUAGCCUCAAGCUGAGGGUGGAUCUCCACGUGCUGAACCUCAUCCUCAGACUCUGGACUCAGACCUGCGAGGACCACCGAGACGCAGCUUCACUGCGGCAGGCCCUCGUGGAAAAGGCCGGGAAGCUGGUCAGCGGUGACAAACAAAGCGCUCAGGAGCUGCUGGUUCACCUGGAGACGGCAGUCAGAGAUGCUCUGGAGAAGAAAGGCGUCAGUCGAUCGUCGUACGAGGCGGCGCAGGAGUGGGCACUUCCUGUCCAGUUCUGCCACUUGCACGCUCUUCCUCUAAGCCCCGCCUUCCCACAGGACUGCGCUCGUGACGGACAGUGGCUCAACUUCCUGUUGUUUGUACAGCUGCACAAGUACCCGCUGCAACAGGUCAGAUCUCUGGCAGCUAGUUUCAGUCCGGCUCUGCAGUCGCACAUGUCUCUGGCUUUCCAAGAUCUUGAUCCGACCAGCUCCCAACAGGCUCUGGAGGAUCUUCCCCGAGACGAGAGCCCCGAACCCCCCAGAGAGCUGUUCCAGGUGCUGCUGGAGAGCCAGGAGAAGCCCAGUCCCUGGAGGUUCCUGCUGUCCGAAGCGGUCCGCCAGCGCAGUCCUGCUCUGUCCGUGCUGGCGGCCUGCCAUCAGGCCGAGCUGCUGCAGUGUCUCUGCGUGUGGAUCCUGGCGUCUGUCGCUGAUGAUGUCACUCAGGAAGCCACCGCCCACAUCCACGAGAGCCCCGCCCAUCACGUGUGGAACCUCCACGAUCUCUCCGUCUUGUGGAGGACGCUGCUGUGCAGGAGCAAGAUCAGGCCUCUGAUUCGUGGAUUCCAGCUGUUUCAGAGGGAGUCUCCGCUGAUCUACAUGCUGCACAUGUAUGAAUUCUGCUCGGACUACAAAGACUAUCAGCGAGCCAAAGACAAACUGCUGGACUUCCAGAAGUGUUUGCUCAAUUUGCGGAGCAGCAGUGUGGUGUUGACUUCAGACGUGCUGCCGGUCCAGUGGGUCGAGUCUCAGGCUUCGGUUCUUCUGCUGACGCUCCUCAAACAGAGCAGGACUCAGUACGAGCUGCGCCGGCUGCUUCAGCUGCUCGUGGACAUGGAGCGACUGCUCAAAUCCAACGGUCCUGACUUCAGGAAGCUGAGUCAGCUGAGUCAGGUGCUGUCGGACACUCCUGUGCCGCUGUCUGCGUGUCUGCUGGACGAUUACUCCAGCGCCGGCCUGCAGGACGAGUGCAGGACCAUCAUGCAGCAGCUGCAGGAGCUCGGCCUCUUCACGCAGGCCAGGACCGUCGCACAGCUGGCCGAGCUGCCCAUCGACUGCCUGAUCAUAAAUGAGCUCCUGCGAGAUCUGAGCGCUCAUAAGCAGAAGCGUCAGUGGGAGAGGCAGGAGACGCGGCUGGCCUUCUGGAGGAGAUGCCACGAGCAGCUCAAGACGGAUCACAUCCAGCCCGAGGCCGCCUGUCAGUUCUUCCUCUCUCAGGCUGAGGAGCCGCUGGAGUGUGAUUCGGAGCUGGUUCAUCUGCAGGAGCGCUGUCUGCUGCUGGGUCUGGCGGGUCACUGGCUGUCCCGGCGUGAUCCUCCGCUGCCCGCCUCGCGUCUCGCCGCUCUGGAGGAGCGUCAGUGGCAGAGUCGCAUCCGCUGGCUGGUGCUUCACACGGCUCUGGAGCGCCAGAGUCUGUUCGCGCCCUCAGCCCUCUCCCAAGACUCCUUCCAAAACCUCCUCAAGGAGUUCUCCUUCUCCAGGAUGGCGGCUCUGGACGACCCGGCGCAUCUGAGUGUGGCCGGGCUGCCGGCGGCCGAAGACGACUGCGCGCUGUCUGGAGACGAGCGCAAGGCUCUGGCCGCUCUGGUGGCGCAGCUGCUGGACGAGGGCGGCGUGAACGAGGCAAGCCGAGUGUGCCGGUAUUUCGGUUUGUUUCACAGAGACGUGUGGCUGGUUCUGAAGUGUCGCGGUCUGGCGAGCGGCGAGCUGCAGCCUGAACUUCACAGCCCUGAUGCAGAAACCAGACGCAGUUUGCCAUCAUCUCCCAGCAUGAGCAGCCUGUCGUCGUUCGUGGUGGUGUCGUCGCCGGACGAUCAGGUUCUGGUUCAGCUCAAACAGCUGGUGGAUCAGUGCUGCAACGGCAAGAGUUACUGCAAACAAGUGCUGAGCCUCUACGAGCUCUCGAAGGAGCUGCAGUGCUCGUUCACCGAGAUCUCGUCGGAGGAGCCCGAGGCCGUUCUGAGGAAGGUUCUGCUCUCGCAGCAGGCCGACCGCUAUAAGCGCGCUCAGGCCUUCAUCAGCGUUCAGAGCCUGCAGCCCGACGCCGUCGCGCGGCUCAUCUCCACCGCUGUGCUGGAGGGUUUGCUUGCCUCGCCUCAGGAGGGAGAAACCGGAGAGUGGCUGAUGUACGGCCCAGCCGACGGGGGAGAGACGUUCCUCCAGCUGGCCAAACUGUGUGGAGACCCAAACCUGGUCGGCACCAAACUGAUGGACAGCAUCCCGACCGUCCCGCUGUCAGAGCUCAGCUGCACUGUGGAGAUCUUGAUUUUGGCUCAUGACUGCUUCAGUCUCACCUGUAACAUGGAGGGAAUCGUGAGGGUCCUGCAGGCAGCCAGACACCUGAGUCACACACACCUGGCUCACGGCGACGGCUACGGACUCCUGGUGCGCCUCCUCACAGGUAUCGGCAGGUACAAUGAAAUGACGUACAUCUUUGACCUGCUCCAUCAGAACCAUCGCUUCGAGAUGCUGCUGAGGAAGAAGGUCGAGUCGAACGUCAGGCUGAAGACGGCUCUGUUGGACUACAUCAAGCGUUGUCUGCCGGGCGACAGCGAGAAGCACAACAUGGUGGCUCUGUGUUUCAGCAUGCGCCGAGAGAUCGGAGAAAACCACGAGGCAGCGGCGCGAACGCAGCUCAAAAUCAUCGAAUCGCAGCCCUGGGCGAUCACUGCAGAUCUGAAGAACGCUCUUGUGAAGGUCCUGACUUUACUGAAAGAUGCAGCUGAGAGCUACUCCAAGGACUCUUGUGUGCGUCAGGCUGUGAAGUGUGUCAGACUGGCCAAGCUGGUGACUCUUCAGCUGCACCUGGUGAAUCAGGGACAGGAGCAGCGCGUCAUCAACCUGCCGCCGGCAGACCUCCAGAGCACCAUCGUGUCUUUACCGCGCUGUUACCAGGUGUUUGUGUUGGCCGAAGCGUACGACCACAGUCCGGACUGGGCCGAGCUCCUCUAUCAGAAGGUGAUUCUCAGAGGAGACUUCAGCUAUCUGGAGGAGUUCAAGCGGCACCGAGCGCUGAGCGCCGGCCUGUUCGAAGACAUCUCCAAGAAAAUGUCUCAUCACAAAGCGCCGGCGAGCUCCAGUCAGAAUCUGAAGAAGCUUCUGUCUCACUGCGAGGAUGUUUACACACAUUAUAAACUGGCCUACGAGCACAAGUUCCUGGACGUGGCCAACAUGCUGCUGCAGGACUCCAAGACCAACAGCUUCCUGAACGACCGGCUGGGCACCUGACGCCCAAAAACACCCCCAGUACAGCUAAACCUGAGCUAACCCUCGCCACCGCAGCGCUUUACACUGGAUUCUGCUCUAACUGUGCAGCCUUUCAUCCUGACUUUUGAAUAUGGACUAAAACUAACUUCACUUUGAAAUUAAAAUAAAUUAUCUUUCUCUUCUGA